AUGGAACAGAUAGUUGCUGAACAAGUCGAAGACAUUGUCGUGGACUCGGCUCUUCCCUUUUUGCCGGAGUAUUUGGAGAAUAUUCUGGCAUCCUUCGCGCAGAUGCUUCCAAAGUGGGUGGAGUACAAUCCACCCUCAAUUGACCACCCUUUCGGGAUUAGUUUAUGGAGCAUCUUUACCAGGGUGUUCGAAAGUAUUGCUGGGUACCCAGCAGAGGAGUUCAAGUUUGUUCACGGGGAGACAUUUUUGGCGAAUGCCCCACACGCAAUUGGUAUCAUUGUAUGCUACUACAUUGUCAUCUUUGGUGGGCAGGCUCUCUUGAGAGCAGUCAAUGCGCGUCCCCUGAGCUUCCACUUUGUUUUCCAAUUGCAUAACCUGUUUUUGACCUCCGCAUCCUUUGUUUUGCUCGUUUUGAUGCUGGAACAGUUGAUUCCUAUGAUUUACCACCAGGGUCUUUUCUGGUCCAUCUGUGCCCCACAGGCUUUCGCCCCAAAACUGAUUACUUUGUACUACUUGAACUACUUGACAAAGUUCUUGGAGUUGAUUGACACCGUGUUUUUGGUUUUGAAGAGAAAGAAGUUGCUGUUCUUGCACACCUACCACCACGGUGCCACCGCUUUGCUAUGCUACACUCAAUUGAUGGGCCACACUGCCGUUGAGUGGGUCCCUAUCUCCUUGAACCUAGGUGUUCACGUCGUCAUGUACUGGUACUACUUCCUAAGCUCCUGCAACAUUAGGGUCUGGUGGAAGCAAUGGGUCACCAGAUUCCAAAUCAUCCAGUUCCUGAUCGAUUUGGUCUUUGUCUACUUUGCCACGUACACUUUCUACGCAAACAAGUACUUCGACAACAUCUUGCCCAACAUGGGCACCUGUUACGGGACUCAGGACGCAGCCGCUUACGGUUACCUGAUCCUGAGCUCGUACCUGGUUCUGUUCAUCUCUUUCUACAUCAACUCCUACAAGAAGAGAGGGACUGCUGCCGCGGCAAAGAAGAACGAAAAGGCGGCCGCUAAGAACAGCUCGACAAGCACCGCUUCAAAGGGGAAGACCACAGGCUCCAAGUUUAAAAAGACCAAAGCUUCUUCCAGAAAGGCUUGA
This is a messenger RNA of Huiozyma naganishii CBS 8797, 1098 nucleotides long. RefSeq names its product elongation of very long chain fatty acids protein. Bases 1 to 1098 code for a protein of 365 amino acids. The record is from RefSeq and is a predicted model, not a curated record. Gene Ontology annotation, biological process: sphingolipid biosynthetic process; fatty acid elongation, polyunsaturated fatty acid; very long-chain fatty acid biosynthetic process. Lineage: Eukaryota; Fungi; Ascomycota; Saccharomycetes; Saccharomycetales; Saccharomycetaceae. The transcript has a single exon. Gene Ontology annotation, cellular component: endoplasmic reticulum membrane. Gene Ontology annotation, molecular function: fatty acid elongase activity.